AUCUCUCAUUUAUUAUGUGCUCUCGCAGUCUCCCUUCUUUGAGAAAUUCAAAACAGACCCGACAUUUAUGUAAACCUCUUAAAAUCAGGAGCUGCCAUCGGAAAAGGAAGAACAAUCUCAUCCAAGCACUUGCUCCGAUCUCUCACAAGCCCACUACUUUCUCGUGUGAGCUCAUCAAAUUGCAAUAAAACCUUCUUCUUCUUCUUCUUUGAUCCCAAAGAAAAAUCACAAAGAAAUUAUGAGCAAGAAGCAAGCAGUGAAUCUGGACGAGGAGCAGAUCGCGGAGUUAAGAGAAAUAUUCCGAUCAUUCGACCGGAACAACGACGGCAGCCUGACGCAGCUGGAGCUGAGCUCGCUGCUGCGGUCGCUGGGGCUGAAACCUAGCGCGGAGCAGGUGGAAGGGUUCAUCCAGAAGGCCGACACCAACAGCAACGGCCUGAUUGAAUUCUCCGAGUUUGUUGCGGUGGUGGCGCCGGAGCUUCUGCCGGCGAGGUCGCCGUACACGGAGGAGCAGCUGCGGCAGCUUUUCAGGGUGUUCGACCGCGACGGGAAUGGGUUCAUCACCGCGGCGGAGCUGGCUCACUCCAUGGCCAAGCUCGGCCACGCUCUCACGGCGGAGGAGUUGACGGGGAUGAUCAAGGAGGCUGAUGCGGAUGGUGAUGGUAUGAUCAGUUUCCAGGAGUUUGCUCACGCUAUUUCUUCUGCGGCUUUUGAUAAUUCUUGGGCUUAGCUUAAUCACUUUUGCUUAAUUAAUUUACUUUUUACAGAUCUGUUUCCCUUCUUUCAAUUUCUAAACAACACAAGAUGAAUCAAUAAAUUCCUUAUUUAUAUAUAAUAGUAGUUUCUGUUUAAGAUAGAGUGUCCAUCGUGUUCCUCUUUUACAAAUAGUUGUACUAUACCUUUUUGAUUCAGUAAUAAAUUAUUAGUAGUUAGUCGCCAA
Molecule: messenger RNA, 940 nt
Organism: Lotus japonicus
Lineage: Eukaryota; Viridiplantae; Streptophyta; Magnoliopsida; Fabales; Fabaceae
Product: probable calcium-binding protein CML17
Exons: 1
Coding region: 239-730 (163 amino acids)
Molecular function (GO): enzyme regulator activity; calcium ion binding
Source: RefSeq, a predicted model, not a curated record